CCCAAAUUUUCCACAUUUGACUUGAAUCACAAUUUCUAUUGAAUUUUGUUUUAAUCAUCGAGGAAGUUUAUAAAAGACCUCCUGUUACAAGCGGACUCAUUGAUUUCUGGCCUCAUUCUAGCUUUUUUUCAAACAUGGGCCAAGCUGACAUUGGUAUGAUUGGUUUGGCGGUGAUGGGCCAGAAUCUUGUGCUCAACAUGAAUGACCAUGGAUUCACGGUCUCAGUUUACAACCGGACAGUAUCAAAAGUUACUGAGUUCCUUGAAAAUGAAGCUAAAGGAACGAAAGUAAUAGGGACAAAGUCUCUGGAAGAAUUUGUUCAAAGCUUAAAGCGUCCGAGAAAAGCAAUGAUGCUUGUUAAAGCAGGGCAGGCAGUUGAUGAUUUUAUAUCCAAACUGGUGCCUUUACUUGAGAAAGGUGAUAUUAUAAUCGAUGGAGGCAAUUCAGAAUAUACGGAUACUGACAGACGCUGUUCGGAACUAGCUAAGUUGGGGAUUCUCUACGUUGGCACAGGUGUCAGUGGUGGAGAAGAGGGUGCACGAAAUGGACCAAGUCUUAUGCCUGGAGGUAAUCCCGAGGCUUGGCCACAUAUCAAGCCAAUAUUCCAGUCUAUUGCAGCCAAAGCCAAGUCUGGAGAGCCUUGUUGCGAUUGGACAGGAUCGGGUGGUGCUGGGCAUUUUGUCAAAAUGGUCCAUAAUGGUAUCGAAUAUGGUGAUAUGCAGCUAACAGCAGAGGCCUACCAUUUGAUGCGUGCUUUAGGUCAUUUUUCAAACGAUGAAAUAUCUAAAGCUUUUAAAAAAUGGAAUGAAGGUCCAUUGGAAUCUUACCUUAUAGAAAUAACUGGAAAUAUAUUAGCAUACAGAGAGUCGGAUGGUAAACACUUAAUUGAUAAAAUAAUGGAUACUGCCGGACAGAAAGGAACUGGUAAAUGGACUGCAAUCUGUGCUCUUGAUCAUGGUGUUCCUGUAACACUUAUAGCUGAGGCUGUAUUUUCACGCAUAUUGUCGUCAAUGAGAUCUGUUCGCUUAGAAGCAUCUAGGGUUUUGCAGGGACCGAAGGACAAACCGUUUAAAUGCUCCACUCCUGAUGAAGCAAAACAGUUAGUUGACGAUAUAUGGAAGGCAUUGUAUGCAUCUAAAAUAGUUUCCUAUGCUCAGGGAUUUAUGCUUUUGCAACAUGCUCAUCAAACUUUUGGUUGGAAACUAGAUCUUGGUUCAAUUGCACUUAUGUGGCGUGGUGGAUGCAUAAUACGCAGCAAAUUUCUUGGAAAUAUAAAAGAAGCCUAUGAACGCAAUCCUAAUCUCAGUAAUUUACUUCUAGACCCAUUCUUCAAACAAAUUAUCGAUGAAUGUCAAAAUGGAUGGCGUCAAGUUGUUUCUCAUGCAGCACUUAAUGGAAUUCCUACACCGGCGUUUAGUUCUGCAUUAACAUUUUACGAUGGAAUAAUAUGUCCUAGUCUACCUGCUAAUUUACUACAAGCUCAACGUGAUUACUUUGGUGCUCAUCAAUUCGAGAAAAUAGAUAAUCCAGGCGUAUUUGUCCACGCUGAUUGGACUGGUCAUGGAGGUUCUGUAGCUUCUUCUACAUAUCAAGUUUAAUUUCUGUACUUUGUAGAUGACUUUCUUUCUUUCUUUCUCGUAACUUUAUCAUUUAAAUGGAAAGUGGGGAUACUUCUUUUGAAUAUAUAUAUAUAUAUAUCAGUUUAGUGAAUAUUUGUAAAAUUGCUUUUACAUGCUAGUAUUAUGUCAAAAAGUAAUUUUUUUUGCAAUGAUAUGUUUAAUAAGAAAAGGUUUAUUUUGUACAUCUUUCUUUUUGUGAUAUUUCUAACAAAAUAGAACA
Trichobilharzia szidati is the source of this 1839-nucleotide messenger RNA. NCBI's taxonomy places the organism in Eukaryota, Metazoa, Platyhelminthes, Trematoda, Strigeidida, Schistosomatidae. The record is from the annotation of a GenBank genome assembly.